This is a messenger RNA of Stegodyphus dumicola, 745 nucleotides long. RefSeq names its product cuticle protein 14-like. Gene Ontology annotation, cellular component: chitin-based extracellular matrix. Lineage: Eukaryota; Metazoa; Arthropoda; Arachnida; Araneae; Eresidae. Gene Ontology annotation, molecular function: structural constituent of chitin-based larval cuticle. The record is from RefSeq and is a predicted model, not a curated record.
ACUAAACUCUACCAGCACUUCAAUUUAGGAAGACAAUCCAGCUAUCCAAAAACAUGAAGGUUCUCAUCUUGUGCACUCUUAUCGCUGCUUCCCAGGCAGCAGUCCUGCUCCACCAUGGACUUGUUGGAACUGGAGCCAGCGCCCAAUACAGAAGCCAGGAUGGACUUGGCAACUACGCUUUCGGUUACAACGAGGGUCAUGGAUCUGGUGCCACAUUCCGCAAGGAAACCGGUUCCAAUGGAGUCGUUGCCGGAUCCUAUGGCUUGGCUGUAGCUGACGGAAGACAGCGUAUUGUCAACUAUGUAGCCGACGCAGCUGGAUUCAGAGCUGACAUCAAGACCAACGAACCAGGAGUUGAGCCCAAAGACCCAGCUAACACUGCCAUCAACAAGGCUGGAGUUGUUGUCGCCGCUGCUGCCCCAGCACUGGCCUACGCCGCCCCCGCCGCUGUCCAUGUCGCUGCAGGUCAUCCUCUUGGAGCUUACAGUUACAACACUCUUGUCGGACACCACGGUCUUGGACACCAUGGACUCUGGUGGUAGAUUAUAUAUGUACAUAAAAUAAAUUAUAAAGAUAUCUAUUUGUGCCAUUGGACUCACGAUUUUGCGGACCUUAAUGUUGUCAGUUGCGAAUAAUCUCGCUUCAGAUAAGGGGCUUGGUUGCCUAGUACAUUGUGUGAACAUUGUCUUCACCUUUUGGGGCCAAUUCAAAAAUAUGUGGAGAAAUAAAAAUCUUGUUACAUAAA